CCCCACCCACGAGUAUCGUUUCUCAUCAAUUAUUUAUCUACAUCUCCCUGCGCUCCCCUUUCUACUUUCUAGGUCUCAUCGAGUCAAAACAACUUCGAUUGUCCGGGCUGGCAUCAACUAUCAAGAUCCUCGUUUACGCGUUUUGAGUAUCCCAGCUGAUUGGGAGCUUUAAGAGUGAAGAAAAUUGUUCUUUAGUUAGUGACUUGCAAUGAUGUUGGGGAGAAGAGGGGCUUGCACAAAAUGGCCAUUAAUCACAGGAUAUGGUUUUGCAAAAUUUAUUUUCAGUGCAUUGGGUUCUCCUUCCGGGUAUUCAAGAGAAGACUUGGACAUCAGUCUCAUAGUUAGUCUGUAGAAUCUACUUUGUCAAUACUAUAGUUUCUGUAGACAAUGGAAGGAAAGUGGGCUAGAGUACCGAAUGAUGGGAAGAAAACUAUUGUUGGUUUGAAAAGGAAAAGGAAAGUUCGGUGCGCAUCAAAUAUAGUUGGAGCUAGCCAACCACUGUUCUUGCAAGAGUCCAGCGUAAACUCAUCUUUAAGCAAGAUUGUUAAGCGUAAGAGAUCUGAUACAUGUAGAACCAAGUAUGAAUCAUGGUUGAAUAGAUAUACUCUUAUUAACUAUAGGAAUUUCAGUAGAAGUGGGCUUCCUCAACGACUUAUGUAUCAUCAAAAUGGGGAUUGGAUUGAUCAUCCUCAACAAAUUGUGGACUUGGUUAGGAGAGAUUUUCAGUUGAAAAAUGUAGCUGUGCAAGUGGAGUUCAAUGGCUGCCAUUUAUUUCUAGAUGUUUUGUAUAUGAUUCAAUGGGAGUUGAAAACAGGUUUACAGAAGCACUUUGCUUGGAUUGAUGAAGCGGGUCACUGCUUCUUUCCACAGCUUCUCUCUUCUACUAGUGAAAGGCAUGAAUGCUGCCAAUCUAGGUUCACGGAUGAUCCACACACCAAUGGGACUUGUGAGGUCAAAUUGCAGCUUGAGAUUGGAAUAACUGGAUCGACUAGCUGUGAUUCAGAAGAAUGUGUAGAAGAGUCAAAUAUUCGUGCUAAGAGGACUAAACUUAAAUUAAAAUCUAUUAGUGACUGUGUGGGUCUCAAUAUCAAAGACAAUGACAAUCAAACAUCAGAUGCUAUAAUGCACGAGGCUAGUGGGGAAAAUCUACCUAUUGCUGUAAAUACAACAUCCAAGUCCCAUAUUGUGCAUGGAAUUCUGGAGUGUGAUACAGUGAAAAGCAUGUUUAUGAAGAGCAUGGGAUCAUCUACAAGUGCAAAUGUACUAGAGGUUAAGUGUUGCUCUAGUUAUUUGACACAAACUCGAAUGGAGCUAUUUCAAAAGCAGAUUGAAAUAAUUGAGAGGGGUCGUGGCGAUCCAAAUGUACAAUAUGGUUGGCUAGCAGUCAAUAAAGAUGCUCUAAUGGGCAUGAUGACAUAUGGGCUUGGGCACGGUGGACCCAAAAUUAUGUCCUCGUAUGGCAAUGGAGUUCACCUUACACCAUUAAACUAUGCCAAUAUAAGUGCAAAUUAUUGUGAUGAUGACGAAAAUGGGAUGAGAUACGUUGCGUUCUGUUGUGUCAUAUUGGGAAAUGUGGAGGUUGUCAGUCCUGGAUCUGUACAAUGCCAUCCCAGUACUGAAGACUUCGAUAGUGGAGUCGAUGACCUUCAAAAUCCGCAUCAUUAUAUAGUUUGGAAUAUGAAUAUGAAUACCCAUAUUUUUCCAGAAUAUGUUUUCUGUUUCAAGAUGGUUUCCAGUGCUGAUUGUGGAGGGGCUUUUAUUGCUAAAGAAAGUAGAAUUGAUGUGUCAGGAAGUAUUACUAGUGAAGGGCCUCAGGUCCAGAGGCAGUUGUAUCACUCUCCAAUUCGAUCAGAGAAUUGUUGGCAAUCUCCUGAAUUUGACAAGAGAUGUCUGGAAAAAGCUGUUGCCCUCUGCCCAAGCUCUUCAAAGACUCCAAAAUCACCAUGGAUGCCUUUUGCCAUGUUGUUUGAAGCUAUCUCAAAAGAUGUUUCUCCUAAAGAUAUGAAGUUGGUGAACGAUCAUUAUGACCAAUUCAAGAGCAAGAAGAUUAGUCGCGAAGAUUUUGUCAAACAGUUGAGAUUGGUAGUUGGGGAUGCACUAUUGAGGUCUACCCUAAUGGGUCUUCAGUGCAAGCCCCUGCACCCACCACCCAGGGUUUGUGUGGGAGGAAAAGAAAGAAAGAAGACAAACAUUUGGUACUGUUACAUAAUUUUGGGCGUAAAACAAUUGGUUCAACUGCUGAAUGCUUGCAGCAAUGAUGUUCCUCAUAAUGUUCAUAUGGUGGAAGAUUUAAUAGAGGGGGAUACCAGAACAUGGUAAGCUGAUUUGAUCUCAAUUUUUUUGAUGCGGAAUCCAGACAUGCCAUCCUAAACAUAAUCUGCUACAGAAUGAAGAGGAGGUAUAUAAGAAUUGAAAACUUUCUUCAGUCUGCAUAUCCCAUUGAUCAGAAGGAGCAGUUUUGCUCAACAAGGAACCUUACUUUCCAAUCAUUCGAAGCAGUUGUGGAAUAUAAAAAUGCAGGACAGGCUGAGGUUAUUUUUGUGGAAAUCCUUACCUGUAAGAGGUCAAGUUGGUCAAUUCCUAUCUUCUAUAAAUGAUGAAUUGCUGCUGUGCCCUCUAUUUGAAGCUGGGGUAGAAACAGUGAAACCCAAUUUUCUGGCAUGUCAUGUCAUGAGGGCUAUGUGACAGGAGUCACCUUGGCCAUUAGACACUUGAUUUGCGUGAAUAACAAUGGGGGAAUGGAUCCAAAUUUUGUUACAUCCGCAGGACAAGUUUGAUCUUGGCCAGGAUAGUGGGCACGGCCUCCAGCUAUGUGCAGUAAUUAUUAUGGUUACUGUUUAAUUUGAUAGAAAUGAGGUGGUUCAUAUUGGGGAAGCCAGAUGUUCUUGUUAUGGACCAAUGGUGGCGAAGGGAAAACGCCUAUAGUUUGAACACAGAAAUAUGUACCAGAAAGAAAUGACAACCUCCUUAGGUGGUUGUGUAGAAAAUUAAUGUUGAUUUAAAAAAAAAAAAAAAAAAAAAAAUCUUGAUGGCUCCUUUUUGCCAAAAUUCUUCUGGUAUUAUCACAAAGGCUAUGGACAUCUAUCUAGAUUGGAGUCUAUAAAUUCAACUAUUGGGGAAGCCAGUGGUACUCAA
This is a messenger RNA of Juglans microcarpa x Juglans regia, 3135 nucleotides long. RefSeq names its product inactive poly [ADP-ribose] polymerase RCD1-like. The transcript is spliced from 8 exons. Bases 388 to 2319 code for a protein of 643 amino acids. NCBI's taxonomy places the organism in Eukaryota, Viridiplantae, Streptophyta, Magnoliopsida, Fagales, Juglandaceae. The record is from RefSeq and is a predicted model, not a curated record. Gene Ontology annotation, molecular function: NAD+ poly-ADP-ribosyltransferase activity.